GACUAACCGUUUUUGAUUCGAGUCCACACAGACUCUUCACUGUGAGUCGGCUCCGAGUCGACUCAAAAAAACCCGACUCGUUUAUAGCUGUAUUAGUGGAAUCAGACGCUUCUUGUCACACAAGGCAGCAGCAGCGCCUCCAUGAAUGGAGUUUAUAACCUGGACCAGUUCUUACCUGAUGCUCCCAAACCUUAUUACAUCUUCUACCAUGUUUUUAAUCUUCAAGCUGUUUGAAGAGCAUCGCCGUUUUCGUUCAGUGUGUUAAAGUGAGCAGAUCCAGUCAAAGGUCAGAUAUUCUUCAGCACUCCUCAGUUCUUCUUAAGUUUGCUUAUUCUCAAUCCUGAGCCUGCUCGAUUCUUCAAUGGCUUCUCGCAGCCAGAGCUUCUUCCACAACCAGCAUCACCACCAUCAUCACCACCACCACCAUCGAAGCUCUACACUGCCCAGUCCGGCUGUAUCGAGGAUGGUGUCCGAAUCGGGCAGCCUGCUUGGCGGCAUGGCACAAAUCACGCCCACGCUGUUCCUCAGCCGAGGCGCAGUGGCAUCCAACCGUAGCCUGCUGCUGGCAAAGGGGAUCACGUGUGUCGUAAACGCCGCCAUCGAGCUGCCCAACUUCAACUGGCCACACGUGGAAUACGUGAAAGUUCCUUUGGCCGACGCACCGCACUCACCAAUCGCGCUUUACUUCGAUAGCAUAGCCGAUAAGAUUCACAGUGUGGGACGCAAGCGUGGUGCCGUGCUGGUGCACUGCGCCGCCGGCAUAAGUCGCUCGGCUUCGCUCUGCCUCGCGUAUCUCAUGAAAUAUCACGGUUUGUCGCUGGCCGAGGCACACGCCUGGGUCAAGGCGAGGCGGCCCAUCAUACGUCCCAACGGCGGCUUUUGGCGUCAGCUAAUCGAUUAUGAGCGCAAACUGUUUGGGAAGACCUCAGUGAAGAUGGUGCAGACGCCGUACGGGAUCAUUCCAGAUAUUUACGAACGUGAUCGAAGGAACCUGGCACCUUACUGGGGCCUGUAGGAGAAGCAACGAUGCUGCGGUCUACAGGGUAAAGACUGUAAAUCAAAGGUGGUUCAAUCAGAUCAGUCAAACGUUGUCCAGCCACUCUGUGCCUAGCCAGAUUCAGGGGUUCAAUUGAGCAAAACGCUGGAAAUGACCCCCACAGUCCUGAGUUUAAAACGCUGGAAGUUGCCAUUGCAUUGUGGUCUGUAGUGAUUGGAACGGUGAUUGCUGACCGACCCUGAUUUAUUUAAGAUAAGCUGGAUGAACUGGAGGUUGGAAGCUGAAGUCAGAGGCAUUUAAAGAAACAAAGUGGGCAGCAGAGACUCAAGAUGUCCAGUUUCUGGUUACGUUUCCACCCACGUUAAAUGUUGUGAUGAUGUGACAGUCUGUUCCUCCCCUGAUGCAACAAUGUGUUUUUAAUUAUUGGUAGCAUUUUUUUAACCAAACCAGAAAUGUGCAUUAAAAGUCUUAAUAUUGUUAAUUUUUGGAUUUAAAGCCACAAGCUUUGGACAAAGUUUGCGCAACUAACAACACUGACCUGUAAAUGAAAUGUUUCCUGAUUAAAAAAAUAAAUUC
Messenger RNA from Trichomycterus rosablanca, 1573 nucleotides. RefSeq names its product dual specificity phosphatase 14 (gene dusp14). The transcript has 2 exons. Gene Ontology annotation, biological process: protein dephosphorylation. Gene Ontology annotation, cellular component: cytoplasm. Gene Ontology annotation, molecular function: MAP kinase tyrosine/serine/threonine phosphatase activity. The coding region runs from base 362 to 1015 and encodes 217 amino acids. The record is from RefSeq and is a predicted model, not a curated record. Lineage: Eukaryota; Metazoa; Chordata; Actinopteri; Siluriformes; Trichomycteridae.